This is a messenger RNA of Hevea brasiliensis (rubber tree), 2134 nucleotides long. RefSeq names its product allene oxide synthase. The record is from RefSeq and is a predicted model, not a curated record. Gene Ontology annotation, biological process: jasmonic acid biosynthetic process; sterol metabolic process. NCBI's taxonomy places the organism in Eukaryota, Viridiplantae, Streptophyta, Magnoliopsida, Malpighiales, Euphorbiaceae. The transcript has a single exon. Gene Ontology annotation, cellular component: chloroplast thylakoid membrane; chloroplast envelope. Bases 227 to 1801 code for a protein of 524 amino acids. Gene Ontology annotation, molecular function: iron ion binding; oxidoreductase activity, acting on paired donors, with incorporation or reduction of molecular oxygen; heme binding.
AAAAUAAAUAAACAAAUAAUGCAUGCCUUCCACGAUUCUUUACCAGAGAGCAUAACAAGCUUUUUCAGGACAAUGCUCCCCACCACUAUAAAUAACGAGAGACCCUCACCCUCCAUUUACUCGCCCAAUCAUCAAUUUUCUACAUUUUAUACUCAUACCAAUCUUCCAAGUACCUGAAAUAUCUCUAAGCUACAUAGCUCCGUAAGGCUACUACUUCACUACCAACAUGGCUUCCUCAGUUCUGCCUUCUCCUUCCUUGCAAUCUCAAUUUAUGUCGUUGAGAAGCUCAACUAAGCCUUACUCUCGACGAUCCUCUCUCUCUCCAAUCAAGGCCUCUGUGUCUGAAAAACCAUCUAUAGGUAUCUCGUCGCCAACUGUUUCACCAACUGAUUCUUCCAAACUUCCGCUUCUCAAAAUCCCCGGCGAUUAUGGCCUCCCUUUUAUCGGUCCCAUCAAUGAUCGACUUGAUUAUUUCUAUAAACAAGGCAAAGAAGAGUACUUCAAAUCCAGAGCUCAAAAGUACCAGUCAACGGUGUUCAGAGCCAACAUGCCUCCUGGUCCUUUCAUCUCUUCCAAUCCACACGUGGUCGUCGUGCUUGAUGGGAAGAGCUUUUCUGUUCUUUUCGACGUAACUAAGGUCGAAAAGAAAGAUCUUUUUACUGGUACCUUCAUGCCCUCCACAGAGCUCACCGGCGGCUACAGAAUUCUUUCAUACCUUGACCCGUCUGAGCCGAAGCAUACCCAACUCAAGAAUUUCUUGUUCUAUCUUUUGAAGUCUCGCCGCGAUCAUGUAAUCCCUGAGUUCAGCUCGACUUAUACCGGACUGUUUGAGAGUCUGGAGAAGGAUCUCGCGUCUAAGGGUAAAGUCAAUUUCAACAAUCCCGGCGAACAAGCGGCCUUUAGCUUCUUGGGUCGGAGUUAUUUCGGUGUAAACCCUGUGGAUACUAAGAUCGGGACUGACGGACCCACUCUGAUAGCUAAAUGGGUAUUAUUUCAACUUGCUCCUAUACUCACACUUGGCCUUCCGGCAUUUCUUGAAGAGCCCACCAUCCACACCUUCCGUCUCCCUGCUUUUCUCGUCAAGAAAGAUUACAAGCGACUCUACGAUUACUUCUACUCCUCCGCCGGAUCCCUACUUGACGAGGCUGAGAAGAUGGGUAUCUCGCGAGAAGAAGCCUGUCACAAUAUCCUUUUCGCGACGUGCUUUAAUACCUUUGGCGGCCUUAAGAUCUUCUUCCCCAACAUACUCAAGUGGAUCGGCCGUGCUGGAGUCAAGCUCCAUACCCAACUAGCCCAAGAGAUCAGAUCAGUCAUUAAAUCCAACGGUGGGGAGAUCACGAUGGCUGCUCUAGAACAGAUGCCACUGAUGAAAUCCGCCGUCUACGAAGCGUUCCGUAUCGAACCGCCAGUACCAGCACAGUAUGGUAAAGCAAAGCGUGACUUGAUCAUUGAAAGCCACGACGCUGCGUAUGAAGUAAAAGAAGGCGAGAUGAUAUUCGGGUACCAACCUUUUGCAACCAAAGAUCCGAAAAUAUUCGACACCCCCGACGAGUACGUGCCGGAUCGAUUCGUGGGGGAGGGAGAAAAGUUGUUGCAACACGUGCUGUGGUCAAACGGGCCUGAGACAGAUCAUCCAACGGUGGGAAAUAAACAAUGCGCGGGUAAAGAUUUCGUGGUACUUAUCUCCCGACUUUUCGUGGUUGAAUUAUUUCGACGAUACGACUCGUUUGAAAUUGAAGUUGGGUCGUCGCCAUUGGGGUCUUCCAUCACGAUUACGUCUUUGAAGAGAGCAAGUUUUUAGGACAGCUCAUUUUGUGUUAUAAUAAUAAAAAUUAGGGAAAUUUUCCCUAAAAAAAUUAUGGGAUGUCGCAGGUUCGCUAAUGUAAUAAUUGCUCGAAAAUUUCCAUGUGAGCAUUGAUGUGUGAGCAUUGCUUCUAUCAUUAUCAUGUAUCAUAUUCAUGGGCAGUGGAGAUGGGGCGGUGGAAGGGCCCUUUGCUUCUAUCAUUAUCAUUUAUCAUAUUCAUGGGCCGUGGAGAUGGGUUGGUGGGAUGCUUUUAAUUAGUGAAAUGGUUUUUAUUUUGCCAAGGUUGUUUCCCUCCUACCAAUAAAAUUAAUUUUCUUUUCUUUUCAGAAA